Messenger RNA from Cladocopium goreaui, 3579 nucleotides. The record is from the annotation of a GenBank genome assembly. NCBI's taxonomy places the organism in Eukaryota, Dinophyceae, Suessiales, Symbiodiniaceae.
AUGCUGGAGCAACCAAAGAAUGCCCGAUCUUGGGCCACCCAGACCUUUCGGUCUAUGGACGGCUAUGAUGCCAACUUCGAUCAAUGCCAAUAUGGUGUGCCACUGCCUGAUGAGAACUUUGAGGAGCAGUACAUCAAUAAGCCCACGAGACUGAGGUGCACUGAUGAAACUAUGGCCUUGGACCUUACUUGCACCUGUCAAGGGUGGCAUUGGCAGUUGCCGAUCGAGGGCAACUCGCCCGGCAUUGGACCUCGAGCUCAUGCAUCUGGAGUCUACCAGGCAGAACUUUGCUACGCCUUCUGCCUGGCGAUCCAACAGAUCUUCGAGUACAAGGGCCACGAGUUCACCUUUGCCAUUAAGGACGAGGCCAAAGAGGAGCUCACCUUGGAUGAGAUCGAUGCUCAGAUGAGCGAGGAGCCAGAGCAUCCCCUGAUGAUGAUCACUCGCCUCCAUCGGAAUCGGAACCUUGGACAUCCCACCAAGAAGGAACUGAUCCGCCUGCUCCAGAACAAGAAGGCCUCGAGGAAUUCCACUUUCAACCAACGUGUCCAAACUGACACUUUGUGGAUUCAAGUUCCUGGACAACGGCAACAACAGCCUGUGCUCAUGACCUCCGACAGCACCACCCGACUUCGUGGUGGCGAACGCAUUGAGGAGUUCAUCAAGCAACUUGAAAGAGCGUUGGGGCACUUUGGACCUAUAAAAGUACUACCAGUUGACGAACAUCGAGCAUGGAGCUCCGAUCAGAUGCGGGAGUGGUGCACUGAACAAGGAAUCCAACUCCAAGUGAGCCCUGGGCAAGCCCACGCCCACUUGGCCAUCUUGGAAAGGCGACACCAAGUCACCAGACGUGCGGUUUCCCUGUUUCUUCAAGCAACGAGGCCUACAACCCUGCACCGUUUGGAUCCGUCAGAACGACUCCUUGAGAAACUUCGUCUACAGCAAGAAGCUGCCAAAGCCACAGCUCAGGCAGACGGAGAUCAUCGUCUACGACGACCCAACAGCAAUCUCUACUGGCUGGGAUAUGGGACAGUUCUUCUACGUGCUGCCCCUGAACAUGUGAAGCCGGCCAUCCAGGUCCGGGACAUCACCGAGAAAGCCAAAGAUGGCUGGAGAUCUCCCUCUCUCACUCCUGGGGUUCAGUCUCCCAGGGACUCUUUGCGAGGGGGCAUUCAUUCCCAAAGGGAUGUCUCCUUCUUCUCCUUUCCGGAUCGCCUCCAAGAUGUCUCUACUUGGGAUUCCUGCCUCGAUCAGAGCUCCAAUCUCUUCUCGGGCGGCCCAAGCUCCUGCCGCAUCACCUGUUGGGUUCUCCCAAGUUUGAAGGGUUUCUUUUCAGACCUCUUGUCUGGUUCCUCCCCCGUCCUCUUAGUAGACAAUGACCUGUCCCGGCACCAGAUGAACCAGAAGACUGAUCCCUCCUGGAAUGGAAACUCCCGGAUCUUCCCGGGGAAUCGUGGGAGGCUGAGACCCCCAAGACCAGUGGUUUUCUCCGCAACCAGUGAUGGGGUCGUCCCAACCACUCUGCCGGUCUUGGCGGAGAAUACGACAAAGCAUGCAGCUUUGAAGGCUGGAGAUUGGCUAGCGCAGAUCGAACCUCUGGUGUCUGACGUGUCAGCUCAUGCAGGGUUCUGGUGGGAGAAGCUGCUGGAAGCGACAGAAUGGCUGCAAGCUGCGGCGUUGCAGAGGCUCUACAUCUCACCACCAGACCUCAAUGAACGGUCAGAAACGUUGACGGCCUUGACAAGUACCACGGCGAGCACUUCGGCAAAGGAGAGCAUGGAGGCGCUGAGGUUGUGGAAGCGCCACUACAACAGAGCCUUGGAGCUGGGAGCGUCCUUGCCUGAUGCGACCUUGAUGAUUCGGGCCUUGGACAAGAUGAUGGUGGUCAACAAGCUCUACGACGUCUUGCUGUCCGAAGCGGAGUUGAUGAUCACUGCUGGUCAGGAAAGCGGGCCUGCAAUCAAACAGAUGCAGGUGCGACCAAAUGGCGAAGGUGAACAGCUAGCGUCGCCUGGGAAGACAUUGGUGUGCAAAUGGUGGGGAUCCAACAAUGGCUGGGCCGUGACAAGUCAUGCAAGUUUCUGCAUGAUCCUGCGGCCCUGGACAACAAGUCGGCCAGAUGCUGGCGGUGCUCCGCUACCACCCACACCAAGAAGGAGUGCCCUACUCGAGAAGGCCAACAUCAGGAAAGAAUGGUUGAAAGAAAGGAGGAAAAAGAUGGCAAGAAUGCCAAAAGCGAAAGCGAAGAAAAGAAGGACAAGGAGGCCGAGAAGGAAAAGCCAGCUGAUGAUCUUUGAUGAUGGCAAGAGUGAGGCCAGCAGCAGCGUGAAGACGUCCAGCACCAGAGAUGACAGCUUGAUCAACGAGGUCACCAACUUGCUCAAGAGCAUGAGGAUUUCCACAGAUGGUGAUCCAAGCGUGAAGGCGAUGAUCAAGCAGGUGGUUUACUCGAACGACCAGCAUGACCGCAACUUGGUGGAUGGUGGAGCCAUUCACUGUCUUCGGCGUGCAACUUCAGAAGAAUGGCAGGAAAGCUAUGAUGUUGUGGUGCACCUGGUCAAGAUGGACCAAGGAUGCCCAACUCUGGAGCGUGAGGUUGCUUUGAAGAUCAUGGCUGAGGUGGAGCAGAUGAUGAUGCGCGGUAGUAUCACCAACUAUGAUGCCGAGCAGCUUCCACUCAACCGCAAGAUGAGGAGAAGGGCGAAACGCGCUGAGAAGGAACUGGCCGACUCUGGCAAGACGGGGACGGUGAUGUUCUUGAUGGGGCCACCGUGCAGAACUGUCUCAGCUGCAAGACAUGCAGAUGAUGGAGGUCCGAGGCCACUGAGGAGCAGAGUCGGAGAAGGGAGGUUUGGAUUGCAGGGCAUCAACAGCUUUGAGGAGAAGUUGGUGCAGGAUGAUGCAGUGCUGAUGCUGCGAGGCCAAUGGCUUGCAAGGAAGGCCAAACGGGCCAACAACUUGAUGGAGUCCAUGAUGGAGCAACCGCGUGACCCAGCGGAAACCAUGAAGAUUCUUGGCUGGGAAAAGGUCGAUCUGGAUCAAGUUGCAGUGGGUCAUCCAGUCAAGAGGCCAACAACGUUGCUGACCGACAUAGAUGAGGUCAAACAGCUGUAUGGUCUGGUCGAUGAUCGAAUUCUACAACAAGAUCGCCAUGAACUUUCUCUCCAACAACGCAUUGAGCAGUCGAGGAGUUGGGCUGCCUGGGCGGAUGGCCUGAAGUGGGUUUUGAGAGUUGCGGCCAAGAGGCUCAAAGAUACGCCGAUGCCUGCAGUGAAAACGGUCAACCUGCCCAAGAAGGAGAUUGUCCUUUCUGCACUGGUCACAGAUACGAUCAGCCAUGCCAAGUACUUCAUGAUUGGCACGGUCACCAGUCCAACGAAACGUGGAAGACCUAUGGUUGAAGGCCUUGACCAACUGAUCUCGAGGAGCCCUGGCAAAGAUGCUCAAUUGGAGAAGACCGAAGAGAUCCUGAUGUCCCUCUACGAGCAGCACAAGGAGAAGGAAGAUCCAAACAAGGAUCCACUCAAGUUGCUCGAGGAAGAGGAAGUUGAGAAGGAUGAGAAAGAGGAGCCAGUUUAG